CCGGAAGUCCUGGGGUGAAGCUUGUGUGGUCGCGACUGUGACAUAGUUUACUUUCACUCGACAGUCCUGUGAAGCAAAGUGCCAAGCGGGUAAAAAAAAAAAGUUGUUAAAAACAACAACAACAGUUUUUCGAGUUUGAAUUUGCGCUUCACUUUUUUUGGGUCAAGAUUCUCACACAUUUCAGCAUGGGUGCACAAGAAGAGAAGAAAGAAACAUGUGGUACUAUCUGCCUGAAAUACCUACUGAUCACAUUCAACUUCCUGUUUUGGCUUGCUGGGGGCGUUGUGAUGGCUGUGGGUGUUUGGACUUUGGUUGAAAAGAGCGACUAUAUCAGCCUACUACCCUCCAUGACAUAUGCUGCUUCUGCCUACAUACUGGUCCUUGCUGGAGCCAUCGUCAUGGUAACAGGCGUUCUGGGAUGCUGUGCCACCUUCAAGGAGCAGAGGAGGCUACUGCGAGUGUAUUUUGUCCUACUGCUGUGUAUAUUCCUGUUGGAGAUCCUUGCUGGUGUCCUGGCGUAUAUCUACUAUCGGCAGUUAAAUGAGGAGCUGAAGCAGAACCUGAGGGAGACCAUGAUCCAGAAGUAUGAACAGAAGACUCACGAGCAUGUUACCAGUGCUGUGGAUAAGCUGCAACAGGAGUUCAAGUGCUGUGGGAGCAACAAUUCAUCCGACUGGGUGGAGAGUGUCUGGAUCCGCUCCGACGACGGAAAUGGCAGGGUGGUGCCUGACAGCUGCUGUAAGACUCCGUCUGACAUGUGCGGACGUGGUGGGCACCCCUCCAACAUCUACAAGGUUGAGGGUGGCUGUAUCUCAAAACUGGAGAAAUUUAUCCAGGACCACCUGAAAAUCAUUGGUGCAGUGGGUAUUGGGAUUGCCUGUGUACAGAUAAUAGGGAUGGUGUUUACAUGCUGCCUAUACCGACGUCUCAAGUCAGAGCCAUACUAACGAAGGAAAAGAGAUGGAGGAAUUCACUUUUUUCGCUCAUCAUUUAUUCUCUUGUGGAAGGAGGUGAGGGAUUAAAGGACACAUCUGAGUUUUUAUCAUGGUUCAGUGAAAAUGAAAUUAGGUCACAUAGUGUAAUUAGGCAUUAGAAUUAGAGUCAUGAUUACAGCACUGAUGGGGGAAAAAGCUAUAAGUGAUAAACUGGAAUAUUAGCUUUGCAUAUUUAAUUUAGUGAGGGAUACCCUCUUUGGGAAUUAUUUUUUUCAGGCAGCACCAGCUACAGGUUUUAACAAACCCACUUCACCUGCUAUAGCAUCUUGUUUCCAUGUUAACUAACCACUUGUACACUUGAAAACAUGGCGGCUCUGUGAAUUCUCAACUUUAUUUUGCACCACUGUUUUUGUACUUUUUGAAUGCCUGUUUUCUGUAAAACUCAAGGUUCUACCUGUGUGCUAUUACUGUAGUUGAGCCUUUAUUGCCUAAUGUGUCUUCAAAUUGCAAUGUGCCACUGUUAGAUCGGGCUCUUAUCCCUAGUGUGUUGGCAAGGACACUUUAUCUGCCAGACUGAUGCUACAAUGACUGCGCCUUUCUCACCAGCAUAGCUGCAUCGUCACUGUAAUAACACAAUAGUACCAGCAUUUUCUAACAAUUUAAAUCUAGUCUGAUGUACAAGGCUGAUGUAAUGUAAUAAUGUGUAAUGCCUCUCAACCUCAUUGCUGUAGGGGAAAGUCCCUGAUUUUAUAUUUUACUUUUCUGUUUUUACCACUGAUGCCAAAAAUAGACACUGACUGACCUCUGUGUGCAUCUACUGUAUCUUCACCAAAUACCAUUUCAUAUCAGUGAUUUUUAUUGAAUGUUUGAAAUUCAGGUUUUGUAUACUGUAUUGGUACGUCUCUUCUGAUCAAUAUUAUAUAAUCCCAGCGUUCCGAAUCUACUGUUGACAUUCUUUUAAAUCAAUAGUAUAGAUCUUCUCUAAACAUCCCAACAUUGAUCACAAAUGUCCUGUUUUAGCCAAGAAUAUAUUCAGUUUGAAUAAACAUCCAUCAAAAUUACACAAA
Corythoichthys intestinalis (scribbled pipefish) is the source of this 2002-nucleotide messenger RNA. It is a transcript of the gene cd151l, whose product is annotated as CD151 antigen, like. Lineage: Eukaryota; Metazoa; Chordata; Actinopteri; Syngnathiformes; Syngnathidae. Gene Ontology annotation, cellular component: plasma membrane. Bases 186 to 947 code for a protein of 253 amino acids. The record is from RefSeq and is a predicted model, not a curated record. Gene Ontology annotation, biological process: cell migration. The transcript has 8 exons.